AAUCAUUUUGCACGGAGCGCCGAGCCGGGCCGCUCCACUGUACUUUGUUGGCUGAGAAGUUGAGCCGGGGGUGGUGGUGGGGGUGGCAGGUGGGGGGGCUGGGGGGGUCGCGUCCGAAAGCCCUCGCCCCGGUCCGGGUGCCACCUUCCUUCUCUGCCUGCUCGGGCGCCGCCGCGCCGCUGCGAGCGAGCCAACGAGCGCUCCCUUCCCCCUGCGAGCGGGCGCGCGGAUAAUGUCUGAGAAUGUCCAUUUCUGGGACGCUUAGCAGCUAUUAUGUCGACUCGAUCAUAAGUCACGAGAGCGAGGACGCGCCUCCAGCCAAGUUCCCCUCCGGCCAGUUCGCGGGCCCGCGGCAGCCGGGCGCCGCCGAGCACCUGGACUUCCCGUCCUGCAGCUUCCAGCCCAAGGCGCCCGUGUUCGGCGCGUCGUGGGCGCCGCUGAGCGCGCACGCGUCGGGGAGCCUGCCGCCAGUGUACCACCCGUACCUGCAGCCGCAGGGCGCGCCGGCCGCCGAGGGCAGGUACCUGCGCACCUGGCUGGAGCCCGCGCCGCGCAGCGAGGCCCAGGGCCAGGGCCAGGCGGUGAAGGCGGAGCCGCUGCUGGGCGCGCCCGGGGAGCUGCUCAAGCCCGGCGCGCCCGAGUACAGUUUGGAAACUUCCGCGGGCAGGGAGUCCGUGCUGGCUAAUCAAAGACCCGGCUACGGGGACAAUAAAAUUUGCGAAGGAAGCGAGGACAAAGAAAGGCCGGAUCAAACCAACCCCUCUGCCAGCUGGCUGCACGCCCGCUCCUCCCGGAAAAAGCGCUGUCCCUACACCAAAUACCAGACGCUGGAGCUAGAGAAGGAAUUUCUGUUUAAUAUGUACCUCACCAGGGACCGCAGGCACGAAGUGGCCAGACUCCUCAACCUCAGUGAGAGACAAGUCAAAAUCUGGUUUCAGAACCGGCGGAUGAAAAUGAAGAAAAUGAAUAAGGAACAGGGUAAAGAGUAAGGGCCACGCCCCGCGCCCCUGCCUGCUCAGCCGGCUGUGAUCCGGUGACAGGGAAGGGCGCCCUCCUCCCAGGCUUUCCAGAGCCCCGGCCCUGUGUCCCUCCCUGCUCUCUGGGUACCAGGAGAGUUUUGUUCAGUUAGAAGCUAGCAGUAGUUGGUUCCUGAGAAGACAGUGGGCCAAAAGGCAAGAGACGCCCUAGUCAAGCUCCUGGCAUCCCCUGGCCAUUUUUCUGGGAACGCCAACCCCUCCCUUCCAGCCUGCUUGGCCCAGUGACCCCCUGCACCCAUCUAAAGUGACCCCCAGGACACCCCAACUGCCCACAGCCCAGCACAUGCCCCAGACCCCGGGGUAGAGUUUGGAGCCCAGAGUCAGAACGGGAAUGGAAGAGAAAUGAAGGGACACUGCCAUGCCGGUGUGGUGAAAGUGCUCCUCCAAGCAGCCAGCCAGGCCUGGGUCCUCGCCCUGAUACAGACGUGCCCCAGCGUGAUGUCUAGACUCAGGGCUUACAGAGGUGCCACUCGCCCCCAGCCUCAGCACCCCCAAGGAGUGCCCAGCUUUGCCCCAAAGCCAGGGCAAUCCAGCCCGCAGGCUGAGGGGCUAGAGGGGCAGCUUGGCGGUGUCCUGGGGCAUCUGCACACGUCCUGUCGCAGGCGAUGUGGAACUCUGCAUGAUGUUUUCCUGUCCUUCCAACAAGAGGUCAGCCUGGGUCGUGUCCCCCCACCCCCCCGCCUGCUCCUCUGCGCCCCAUUUGGGGACUGCAGCUUUUCUUGCUUUCCACUGGCUCUGCUUCUCUGUGUCCUUUCCAGCUCGGCGCCCAUCCCAGCCUGAGCAGUGAGUCCAGCUGCACCUUGUACAAUUCCUUACCCUCCCUCAACCCCCAGGUCAGCCCCACCAGCUCUAGACAGAAGGCCAGAUCAGGAGACUCUGAUGGACAGACGCAGAAUUUAUUGGAAAUCCAUUCCCCAGCUCUCUUCCGGAGUUGGCUGGCAGACAGAGAGAAGCAGAGGCCCCAAGGUACAGACCUGGCCCCUCAUCCCCUCUUGUCAGCUCCCUGAGCCCUGAGGAGCCCCAGAGGCUGCCCACUGGGCUUUGCCUCCAUGGCUGCAGCCUGGCUGGGCUUGGCAGUGCUGGUGCCUGGCCUAGCAGAGGCCACAUUGCCCCAGGCCUCAAGAAAAGCUCAUUUUGCUUUGCAUCUGACCCUGCUCCCCGCUCUCAGUGCCCCCCCAUAGCUGGACUUGCCCCUCCCCUGACCCUGCGAGGGGCCAUCCCAGUAGAACUUUUUUUGCUUUGUCAGUGGCUGUUGUGACAUUGUGCUUGUGUUUUGUGAUUUCUUUGGGGAUGAUUGUCUCGCCUGUUUUCAGUUGUGGCUUCUAUGGGCGGGGAGGGUGGCGGGUGGGACUGGGGAGGUCUAGGGGCCUAGAGCUCUAAUUGUUUGUUUUGGAAGAAAAAGAAAAGAAAAAACAAAAAAAUAUAUAUCACUCCAGAAAAUAAACCUUUCUGAGUCUUAUUCUGCUCUGGCUUCUUCUCCCCUGGCCCUAGGUAGAGACUUCGGUCGUUAUAAGCAGAGUGGAAAACAGAGGUGGUUGUGUGCCCCAUACUCUGUUCCUCCAGGUCCCCAGAAUUUGCAAAGCAUGGUCCCUGUAGAGCUGUCUGCUUCAGUGCAGUGACAGCCACCAACACCCAAGGUCCCAAGCCUAGGGUGACCAUGAAACCCAAGGCUCUCCACAGACUGUGGAGCGGAGGAGCAGGACAGGAAGCAGCCGCGUUGCAGGCCCGGUUGUCCUGGGACCCUGGCUGCCCUGUGAGCCAGAGGAAGGAAAAGCUUUGGAGUCCUGAAAGGUUCCCACUGUCACCUUGGUCUGGCCACUCAGAAACCUCAGCAAGAGAAAAGGGGGAAGAGCGAGCCUGGGUCCGAGGGGUCGCAGGAUACUGCACGCCACAGAGGCUGGCAGACGCUUAGGCUGCUGGGAUGGUGGAGCCUGGGAGCUGCGUGCCCCUCCGAUGACGCUGGACCCACAGAAUGGCAGGCUGGGUCCCAGACCCUGGGUUUCCUAGGGGCCGGGGGCGCUGAGAUGGGCGUGGAGUGUUGAACAGCAUCUCAGGAGGGGAAAAAUGAUUUCCUUCCAGCGCCAGAAUUAAACUUGGUUGCAGGCGGCUUCUAGCUGUUCCUCUCAGCCUCUAGGCCAGGCCAGUUAGCACCCAGCAGUCGCUUUGCUUCCUCUGCGGCAGCAGCUGCACCUGGGCUCUGGUUUCUCCCUGUCCAUCCUUCCGCAAGGCCGCCCUCCAGACCAUGCGGGUGGGGACAGCUUGGGGACAAAAGCGGGCUGCGUUGGAGGCUGCCUGCUCGGGCCUGGCCUACCCCUCUCUAACGAAAAGAAGAUCGCUAGGCGAGGUACAGGAGGUCACGCAGCUCUGGGCUCGGUUCCGCAGGUCCCGGCUGACAGUCACCAAGGAGGGUUCCAUUGGGGAUGGCGAGUGAAUCGAGCUUAGCAGGCUGACUUGGCAUCCCGCGCUCCCCGCGUUCAGCCGGCGCUGACAGUAAACCAAAAAGGCCAGCUUCCGCCGAAAGGAAACGCGGAAGGCCGGGCUGGAAUUGGCUGGAGCGCUGCGAGGCGGGGUCCCGGGUGCCCGCAGUGGCCUCGGGCGGUAGCGUCUGGGUCCCCAGCUCGGGAGUGGCUCGUUUCUGGACAAAGGCGAGGAUUCGGAGGCUAGGAAGCCGGAGAUGGGGAAAUCAGUUGUCAUAAAAGAGAGCGAUUCAGAGAGGGAGACCGAGAGAGUACGAGGCUGCGAGAAGCCAGGAGAGGAAUUCAAUGCCGUGUGCGCAGCAAUAAAAGGAUAUGACCGCUAUAAAAGUUUAUAGCGUAUAAAUUUCUGAAGGUUAAGAAACUAAACAGCCCCAAAGCAAACAGAGGAGAAACUUUCCGGAGCUGAGAAGGAGCGCACGCAUCCGCUGGGCUCAGGCGCCCUGCCUCGCAGGAGGCAUGGGUGGCCCCGACCUGCAGCCCUUCCCGCCCUGGGCCGGGCCAGGGCCAAAGGGGGAGCUCAGAGGGGGUGAAGGGAGGGGCGCUUUGUUGCUGUAGUAAAUACUUUGGCCAUGACAGUUUGGACUCGUCUUUGUUCUUCACACCCUCUCCAAACCCAGGCGCUGGGAUCAAGAAGUCCCUGCGCACACACGUGCACGCACACAUGCCCACCCGCGCACACGCACUCGCAGGUCCCCAAGGCCAGACGUCCGGGCCAGGGCAGCGAUGUUUCACAGUCCCAUUCCGUCCUCCUCUCCCCACAGAACAGCCCAAUUGUUACUCCUCAGAACCUGAAGCAAUCCUGUGGGCUUUGGAAAGUGGGCAUGUAGCCCUUUUCCAGGCCAUAAACGAGGGGCGCUCCUGGGCCAAGGAAGGUUUAAGUAGGGGGAAAAAAGAAAGCAAACCGUGGAACCUCUUUUCUUUCCCGCCUCUUUCUUUUUUCUUUUAGGUCAUCUGCACAAUGUUGAGAACCUUUUCUCGAUCGCGGUGUCUUUUUCUCCGCUGUGGCUUUCCUUC
Molecule: messenger RNA, 4528 nt
Organism: Octodon degus (degu)
Lineage: Eukaryota; Metazoa; Chordata; Mammalia; Rodentia; Octodontidae
Gene: Hoxb9
Product: homeobox B9
Exons: 2
Coding region: 243-989 (248 amino acids)
Biological process (GO): anterior/posterior pattern specification; proximal/distal pattern formation; embryonic skeletal system morphogenesis
Cellular component (GO): nucleus
Molecular function (GO): RNA polymerase II cis-regulatory region sequence-specific DNA binding; DNA-binding transcription factor activity, RNA polymerase II-specific
Source: RefSeq, a predicted model, not a curated record